Mya arenaria is the source of this 3186-nucleotide messenger RNA. Its product is annotated as multiple epidermal growth factor-like domains protein 10. Gene Ontology annotation, molecular function: protein binding; scavenger receptor activity. The record is from RefSeq and is a predicted model, not a curated record. Lineage: Eukaryota; Metazoa; Mollusca; Bivalvia; Myida; Myidae. The coding region runs from base 111 to 2354 and encodes 747 amino acids. The transcript has 9 exons.
UUCAGUAAACGAGUUUAAUUCGAGCUGUUCGUUUCAUAUUCCAAUAAUAAAGUAAGAAAUAAUACAGUAGUGUUAAAUCUGAGAGGAUCAGUAAAAUCUCAUUCGUCACGAUGGCUAGGAUGCAGAUUUGUCUUAUUACAUUUCUCCUUCCCUUGAUAUUGCAGACAUUGAAUUCCACAGCAUUGGAGGAAUGCCUUCGAAGUGACGACUUUGUAUGUGACAUUACCCAGGAGUGCAUCAGGAAAGCUAAUGUAUGUGACGGAGUUUACAACUGUCUUUAUGGUGACGAUGAGGCUCCUCCUGCAUGCACCAUGGAUGAAUGCCGUCGAAGGGGUGGGUUCUUUUGUAACCUUUCCUGGCAGUGCAUCCGCAAGGAGUGGGAAUGUGAUGGAAGUGCUGACUGUUUUUUAGGAGAAGACGAGGCUCCUCCUGCAUGCACCAUCGACAUAUGCAAUCAAACAGACCGAUUGAUUUGUACCGAAUCUAUGCGGUGCAUCGGCAAGAAUAGGGUAUGCGAUGGAUACAGAAACUGUCUUUAUGGUGAUGAUGAAUCUGCUUCUGCUUGCAGUCUCAAACAAAAGUGUGAAUCGAAGUGGUCCUUAAGCGAAGGCUGCUUUAGUAGAUGCAAACCUGGCUAUUUUGGCAAAUUUUGCGAGACAACUUGUUCAGAAAAUUGUUUGAAUGGAAUAUGUAAUAUACACAGUGGAAUUUGUAAGGACUGUACGUCUGGUAACUUUGGCGAGUAUUGUGAGAAAACUUGCUCAUUAGGAUGUUUGGAUGGGAUAUGUAAUAUAUCUAGUGGAUUUUGUAAUGACUGUACACCUGGUCAUUUCGGCAAGUACUCCGAGAAAACUUGUUCAAAAGAAUGUUUGAACGGAUUCUGUAAUUGCUCAAGUGGUAUUUGUAAGGAAUGUACACCUGGUCAUUAUGGCAAAUUUUGCGACAAAGCUUGUCCAGAAAAAUGUUCGAAAGGGAUAUGUAAUAUACAAAGUGGAAUAUGUAAGAACUGCACAGUUGGAAACUAUGGCAAAUAUUGCGAGAACAUUUGUUCCUUGGGAUGUUUAAACGGGAUAUGUAAUAUAUCAAGUGGAAUUUGUAAUGACUGUACACCUGGUUAUUUCGGCAAGUAUUGUGAGAAAACUUGUUCAAUAGGAUGUUUAAAUAGGAUAUGCAAUAUAUCAAGUGGAUUAUGUAAUGAAUGUACACCUGGUUAUUUCGGCAAGUUUUGUGAGAAAACUUGCUCAAUAGGAUGUUUGAAUGCAAUAUGUAAUAUAUCAGGUGGAUUUUGUAAUGACUGUACACCUGGUUAUUAUGGCAAAUAUUGUGAGAAAACAUGUUCAGAAGAAUGUCUGAAUGGGCUUUGUCAUAGAUCAAGUGGACGUUGUAAGGAUUGUACACGAACUUAUUUAGAAAAUUGUUCGCUAGAAUGUGGCCAAGGAUGUCGCAAAUCAGACGGUUUCCCUCAAUGUGAUAGACAAAAUGGCACAUGCUUGCAUGGGUGUUAUGUUAACUAUGGAAGGUAUUGCAACGAAACAUGUAGAAAUUGCAAAAGAAAUUCGUCAAAUGAACUGUGCAAUGCGAACGGUGUAUGUCUGUUUGGAUGUGAAAACGAAUAUUGGGACAAGAAGUGCAACUCUAAAUGCAGUGCAAACUGCCGUGGUGACGAACAUGGAAACCGCUGUAAUUCAUCCAACGGGGAAUGUAUAAAUGGCUGUUCACGUGGAUGGAGUGGUUUAUUCUGUGUGGAUGCGAGCAGUUUGCGAAUAACGACUAUUGAAUCGACCAAUAAAGAAAACGUCAACUCCUUUACGACAACUUUGAUAGUCAUAUCAGCAAUUUCCACUUUGGUUUUCGUUUUUGUCGGGAUUAGCUUCUACUCAUGGGCUCGUAAAAGGUUUAAUCGUCUGCUGAAUGAAAGUUUGGAACAACGCCGAGUAUUUUCAGGAUGCGUUCCACCAGAACCACAACUAUCCGGGUCUCAGACACGGCAAAGUACUAGCCUGUAUGCAGACAUUAACGAAGAAAACAUGGAACACCAUCAUAACAUCUAUGAGCUAAACUCUGCUGAUCGAUAUGAUGAAAUCAACGUCACGGAAUAUAACGGUGAUACCGGAAUUGUGCCUUCAAAUUCUGAAAACAGGCGAAAGCAAGCUGCUGGAAAUUGCGACGAGGAUGAAGAAAUAUUUGCUGAUUUAGGACAAUUUCAAGUUAAUUAUAUUCAUGCUAUUGCGAGGGAAGAAUGUGAACUGGUAAAAAAUGAAGUAGAACUUCAAAAUAUAGGACAGGCUAAAGAGUCUUCCAUAUUAAAAAGUCAAACAGAACUAGUCGACGAAAAACUUGUGUGUAGAUGGUAGAAAUUUUAAUGUUAUUGAACAGCCUACUCAAUCGCAAUUUGAAGCAAAAAAUGACGAUCAAUUUACACUAAAGGUACCUUGCGAACAAAAAAGUAAUGAAGUAUAAUUUUUUUAUCUCCUUUAAACAGGAUGCAGGAGUCAAGUUGGCAAUUCAUUUGAUAUAUUUUAGUUUAAUUUAGUUAUGUCCCAAAAAUGGGGAUAUUAGUAAAACGCAUUGUCUGUCGGUCAAUCCCGUCCGUCCUUUACAGAACAUGUCAGGGCCAUAAAUUAGAUAUUAUUAUUCAGAUUUUCGUUUAAACUUGAUUUAUAUAAAGCUGUGUCCUGCAUGACAUUCAGGGCGUUAGCUUAAAAGUUAUGGUUACACUUAUAUAUCAAUGUUGCAUGCUUGUCAUGUCAUAACAAUGAAUUUUGUAUAAAUAUUUCAUUUCAUAGAAUUUAAAAGUGUACUGGAAUAAUGUGUCAUAAAUCAUAUCUAUUAUUUUUUCAGUUCUAUAUCUAGGUUGUACUUAAAACUAGAUUGAGUCAAGUAGGGUUUCUACUGCAAUAUGCCCGGUUCUAUAUUUCCCAUUUAUGUAGGAUGGACGUUAAUCAAAUCUCAAUCCAGCACUUAAAAACGUAUACUUAUUAUAUUUAAAUGGCUGUCUGACAAGACUCUCUCACACAGACAUCUGUCACGUUCAUAUGCAUUUCUUCUUGGACAUUUAUUUCAUUCAUAUUUGAAGUAUUAAUGAUCUAUUACAGUUUGUAGUUGAAUGUUUUAUAUGUGACUGAUUGAAUGCCUAUACCAUUUUUACGUUAUUUUUCUUAUUGACGUAUAAACGCGUACUUAAAA